AUGUAUGGACAAAUAGUGAUAGGACCACCAGGUUCAGGUAAAUCAACAUAUUGUCAUGGUAUGCACCAGUUCAUGUCGGCCAUCGGAAGAAAACUGUGCAUCAUUAAUUUGGAUCCUGCAAAUGAUCGAUUACCAUAUCCAUGUGAACUAGACAUAAGAGAUUUUAUAAGUCUUGAAGAAAUUAUGGAAGAAUUGAAUUUGGGUCCAAAUGGUGGAUUGAUGUAUGCAUUGGAAUCUUUGGAUACAGAUGAAAAUGUUGAAGAGUUUGUUAAGAAAGUUGAUGCAUUAGUCCAAGAUGGCAAUUAUUUGUUGUUUGAUUGCCCCGGUCAAGUAGAACUAUUUACUCAUCACAAUUCACUUUUCAAGAUUUUCAAGAAACUAAGUAAGAACUUGAGACUUUGUGUGGUUUCAUUAGUCGAUAGUAUUUAUUUGACAAGUCCUUCACAAUAUAUUUCUAUAUUGUUGUUAAGCUUAAGGUCAAUGUUGCAAUUAGAUCUACCCCAUGUUAAUGUUAUCAGUAAGAUAGACAUGCUUAAGAGCUAUGGUGAGUUACCAUUUAGAUUGGAUUACUAUACAGAAGCGCAAGACUUGCAUUAUUUAACACCAUUAUUGGAAAAAGAAUCUAAUUCUGUAUUGGGCCAGAAUUACGUCCGAUUAACUGAAUUGAUUGGAGAGUUAGUUGAAGAUUUCCAUUUAGUUGCCUUUGAAGUGUUGUCUGUUGAAAAUAAAAAGAGUAUGAUCAAUUUGCUAAGUGUAAUUGACAAAGCUAAUGGUUAUAGUUUUGGGAAUGAAAUCGGUGGAGACAUGAUAUGGAGUGAAGCCACACGCCAGAAUGGAAGUGGUAAUAAUGGUAUUCAAGAUGUAGAUAUUCACGAGAGAUGGGUAGAGUAUAAAGAUGAGUAUGAUGCGGAAGAACAGAAAAACGAAGAAGAGUUUAGAAAAGCUAUGGCUGAUCAGGAAGGCGAUGAAGACAAACCAAUGAAUGAAGAAGAAGAAUGGGAAGCUGCAUUGAAAGAUUGGGAGAAGAAACACGGUGGUGAAGGUGCAAUGUUGAGAUAG
Candida tropicalis MYA-3404 is the source of this 1059-nucleotide messenger RNA. RefSeq names its product putative GTPase. The transcript has a single exon. Gene Ontology annotation, cellular component: cytoplasm. Lineage: Eukaryota; Fungi; Ascomycota; Pichiomycetes; Serinales; Debaryomycetaceae. The coding region runs from base 1 to 1059 and encodes 352 amino acids. Gene Ontology annotation, molecular function: GTPase activity. The record is from RefSeq and is a predicted model, not a curated record.